This is a messenger RNA of Nerophis lumbriciformis (worm pipefish), 2178 nucleotides long. Lineage: Eukaryota; Metazoa; Chordata; Actinopteri; Syngnathiformes; Syngnathidae. The record is from RefSeq and is a predicted model, not a curated record.
AUGUCGGGGAAAAAGGAAUUUGAUGUGAAGCAGAUCCUCAGACUUCGCUGGCGCUGGUUCAGCCACUCAUCCCAAGGUUCGGCGGGAAGCGGCGGUGUUGGCGGCGGUGGAGGGUAUAUUCAGCAGGAUGGCACCGACCACAGGGGGACCCCUGUCCAGGGCCGGCUCAAGAGCCACUCUCGGGAAAGAGGCGGGGGAGGACUGAGGAAGUCGAGCAGCCCGGCCCACAGUAUCCUGGCACCGACGCCUGUCUGUGUCAGAUCGGGUCAGCAAUCAUGGCAACAGCAACAACAACACACUGUGCCGGGCCUUCAGGUCAAUGAGGACACCUCCAAAACCACUUCUUCGCCCAGCACCACCAGAAAAGAGGACCCCAACACAGGCAAAGAAGAUGUGAAGUGCAACACAGAGGAACCUGCAGAGGUGGCAAAUGACCAAAUGAAGUUGGCUCUGAGCACCUUCACCAGAAUGAAUACCAACUCCUCUGAUGAAUUCUUCCAGGCCACAAAUCAUGCAGAGCAGACAUUCCUAAAAAUGGAGCGUUACCUACAGCAUAAGCAACUGUGUGAUGUCCUCCUGAUAGCAGGCGAUCACAGGAUACCAGCUCACAGACUUGUUCUGAGCGCCGUCUCCGACUACUUUGCUGCAAUGUUCACCAGUGAUGUGAGGGAGGCCAAACAGGAGGAGAUCAAGAUGGAAGGGGUGGAUCCAGAUGCCCUAACCUGCUUGGUUCAUUUUGCCUACACUGGUGUCCUUGAGUUGAAAGAGGAGACCAUCGAGAGUUUAUUGGCGGCAGCUUGCCUCUUGCAGCUUUCACAAGUAAUACAGGUUUGCUGCAACUUCCUGAUGAAGCAGCUUCACCCCUCGAACUGCUUGGGAAUACGCUCUUUUGCCGACGCCCAGGGGUGCGUGGACCUUCUCAACGUGGCUCACAACUACACCAUGGAAAACUUUAUGGAGGUCAUUCAGAACCAGGAGUUUCUCCUGCUACCUACUGCCGAGAUAGUGAAGCUUCUGUCCAGUGAUGACAUCAAUGUGCCUGACGAGGAGACUAUCUUCCAGGCCCUGAUGAUGUGGGUGAGACACGACGUUCAGCAUCGGCAGCAGGACCUCGGAGUGCUCCUCUCUUAUAUUCGACUGCCUUUACUUCCCGCACAGCUUAUAGCUGACCUAGAAAACAACAAGAUGUUCUCUGAUGAUCUGGAAUGCCAAAAAUUGUUGAUGGAGGCAAUGAAGUAUCACCUUCUGCCUGAGCGCCGUCCCAUGUUUCAGAGCCCGAGAACCAAACCCCGAAAGUCCACUGUGGGGGCACUUUAUGCUGUUGGAGGGAUGGAUGCUACCAAAGGCUCAACCACCAUAGAGAAGUAUGACCUGCGCACCAACACCUGGAUCCCACUUGGAGUUAUGAAUGGACGCCGACUACAGUUUGGUGUGGCUGUAAUAGACAACAAGUUGUAUGUGGUUGGUGGAAGAGAUGGGCUGAAGACCUCCAACAUGGUGGAGUGUUAUAAUCCAAUCAAUAAAAUUUGGUCCACCAUGCCCCCCAUGUCAACACACCGACAUGGACUUGGUAUUGCUGUGCUGGAGGGUCCCAUGUAUGCCGUAGGCGGUCAUGACGGUUGGAGCUAUCUCAACACCGUAGAGCGCUGGGACCCGCAGGCCCGACAGUGGAACUAUGUGGCCAGUAUGUCGACACCACGGAGCACCAUGGGAGUCACUGCACUUAAUGGGAAAUUGUUUGCCGUCGGUGGCCGGGAUGGCAGCUCCUGUCUGAAAUCAAUGGAGUGCUUCGAUCCUCACACCAACAAAUGGAGCAUGUGCGCCCCCAUGGCCAAGAGGCGAGGGGGAGUAGGUGUGGCCACGUACAAUAACUUCCUGUACGCUGUGGGGGGACAUGACGCCCCGGCCUCCAACCACUGUUCCCGUCUCUCAGAUUGUGUUGAAAGGUAUGACCCCAAGACGGACACAUGGACCACUGUGUCCUCACUCAGCAUUCCUCGGGACGCCGUAGGUGUUUGCCUGCUCGGUGACAGGCUAUAUGCUGUGGGUGGAUAUGAUGGGCAAUCCUACCUUAACAGUGUUGAGUCAUAUGAUGCCCAAAACAAUGAAUGGACUCAGGAGGUCCCUCUAAACAUUGGCAGGGCAGGUGCCUGUGUGGUGGUGGUGAAACUGCCUUGA